Molecule: messenger RNA, 11482 nt
Organism: Oncorhynchus kisutch (coho salmon)
Lineage: Eukaryota; Metazoa; Chordata; Actinopteri; Salmoniformes; Salmonidae
Product: polycystin-1
Biological process (GO): calcium ion transport
Cellular component (GO): plasma membrane
Molecular function (GO): protein binding; monoatomic cation channel activity
Source: RefSeq, a predicted model, not a curated record
ACCCUCUCUCUCUCCACGUGCGUGUUCCUGAUGCGGGGGUGUACCUGGUGGGCUUGGCGGUUUUUUCCCCACCCACAGACCUCUCUGUAGCCCCGCCCCCACACCGCUCUCCUCCCCUGAACCACCAGCCAGGAGCAUAGAGCUCCUGUUGUUCCCAGCGUUGGGGUUUGUUCAGGCAGGUCGUGUGUCAUCUGUAGAGUUCAUCUGUCAGGAGCUGUCCUCACACACUCAGCUUGUCCUACAGAUCUACAGACCUCACUGUGGCCAGCACCCUGGACUAACCCUGCUGCUGCCUGGAUGCGGUGGUCUCCUAUGUCAUCCUGUGGCUCUUUGUGUCUCCAUGGAUCCCAGCACCUCCACCCCUUUACCAUCAACGUCCUGCCCUCCUCCCCAGCAGUGGUGCCCCUUCCUGGGCCGCUGCCUGCCCCUAGCCAGCCCCUGCCACCCUGGAUCCUGUGCCAACUGUACCCAGGCAGACACUCUGCCACCCGGGGCGCUGCGUCCCAGCUACAGCCUGGUGGAUGAGGUGGUGGUUACACUGCCUGCUGGACCUGUUACACACAUACUGGUGAGGGACCGUGUCGAGGACCUGCUGGUCUCCCCCGGCGACAUCAUCGGCCUGCAGCACGACGCUGGCCCCGCCUCCCUGCUCCGCUGUGACCCUUCACCCCAGUCGCCGUGGCGACAGCCAAUCCUGGCCCUCAACCAAUCUGACUGGCUGUGGGCCAACUCCAACCAAUCAGAAGGUUCCGUGGACCUGGACCAGAGCGUUGAAAUAACCCUGGAGGAUGUUCGAGGAGGAGUCUGGGCUGCGGACGUGGUCUGCCCGAUCAGGGUGCUCUACGUUGGGCAUAGUGAGACCCAGCUACAGGGGUCCCAGCUCUCCUCCGGCCUCCCCCAGCCGGGGCUCUAUAGCCUGGAGGUGACCUCCGACGACCCUGCCUUCCCCGUCAUGGCGUCAUGUCCCAUCCGCGUGGUCCCUCCCCUGGGCCUCACCGUCCUCCACCCCCCCUCUCAGAACGGAACCUACUACUUCAGGCCCAACCAGACGGUGGUUCUGCUCCGGGUCCACUCUCAGUACGGAGCCAAAGCCCACUGGCAGGGAAGCAACCAGAGUGUCCUCUUCCAGGACCACUGCCCCCCUGACUUCCUGCCCACUGUGGGGGAGUGUAGAGGGGCAGGCAGGGCAGGAGAACCAGGGAGAGGCGGGGGGAACCAGAGCCACAGUCUGUUUGCGGUGAUAGAUCUGGGGCUCGGGGAGGAGAGGGGGCCGGUGGUGGUGAAUCUGUCAGCACACAGCGAGGUGACGGAGGCCAGUCUCAGCCUGUUGGUCGGGGUGGAGGAACCUCUGAGAGGUCUGGUGGUCCAGCCUCAUCCCAGACACAGAGUCCUCAUGGAAUCAGUCGUGAGCUAUACUGCUGCUGUAGAGGGAGGUUCCAGCCCAACCUUUAAAUGGACAGUGGAUGAUAAGCCCUACUUCACCUACUACAACACCGUGCUGAACAUCAUAUACCAGAACCCAGCUGUCUACAAACUAUCGGUGACGGCGAUGAACCAUGUGAGCAACCUGACGGACCACUUCAACGUGACGGUCGACCGUAUGAACCCCAUGGUCAACCUCACGGUCACCGGCGUGCCUGGCGUGGUCACGCAGGGCUCGGACCAGUUCCUGACCACCUCCGUGGUCCUGGAUGUGUCCGUGGACGCCACCUUCCGGUGGUCGUUUGGAGACGGAGGUUACCAGGAAUAUGACUUUAAACCUCCCUACAACACCUCCCUGUACCCUCCCCUACCAGACUCCCCUACACAGGUGCUCCUGCCCAACAAAGUCAAGUACAAGUACCAACAGCCAGGAGUGUACACCGUCCUGGUGUCUGUGUCUAACCAUUACGAGAACAGGACCCAGCGCAUCGACAUGCACGUAUACAGUGUCCUUACCCACGUCGACAUAGAAACAGAGCCCCGCCUCCUCCAGGCCGGCCAACCAGCAGCUUUUGAGGCUCACGCCUUGCCCUCGGCCUAUGGCAUCGUCUAUACGUGGGAUUUUGCCGAUGGCUCCGCCUCCAGAGAGGGGCCUCAACGUCGCGUCAACCACACCUACGGGGUCGGCCACAGUGGCGUCCAUAAUGUGUGUGUGUCCGUGAAUAAUACCAUCAGCUGGACGAAGGCCUGCGCUGAGAUGUUGGUGUACGAGGAGAUUAAAGGGUUAACGGCGACCUCCUCCGCCCCGACCGAGCUCAACACCCCGACGACGGUCUCUGCACACCUGCAGGCAGGUAACAACGUCACCUGGAGCUUCGACAUGGGCGACGUGUCCAUGGUGACGACGGCGGGUUCCGAGGUUCCGCACACCUACGUGAAAGACGGGAACUACACGGUGAAUGUGACGGCACGGAAUGCGGUGAGCGCCCGCUGGACCCUGGUACCUGUCCAGGUGUUCGUGCUGCAGGUGGUGAGGCUGGAGCCGGCGGGCUGUGUCCGGGAGCUGACCCAGGUCGACUUCCAGGCCUUCGUUUCGGGGAAUGCCUCCUCUCACCUGUAUGAGUGGAGCUUCGGGGACGGGACCCCCAACCAGACACACCUGGGCAGCCCCAGGAUCAGCCACUCCUACGGGGGCAGCGGGGACUACCACCUCUCCCUGCUGCUGUCCAGCGGCGUCAACAAGGCCAACUUCUUUGCGUGGGUUUGUGUCCAGCCGGCGGUGUCCAAUGUGACCCUGACCCCAGAGAAGUGCAACUUCAGACUGGGGGAGGAGAGCCGGUUCAGGGCCAGCGCCCGGCCAGACUUCGACUACACCUACCUAUGGGAUUUUGGGGUGAUUGAGGACUCUACACCUGUUCAGGGCCAUAAGGACAUGGUGUUCACCUAUAAAAACCCUGGUCAGUACCUGGUGACGGUCACUGUGUCCAACAACAUCUCCUGCAGUAACGACAGCGUCCUGAUUCAGAUCCAGCGGCCGGUAGGACUGGUCCUGAUCCAACAUAACGGGACUAGAUCCAAUAACCUGACUCUGAGGGAGGUGUACCUCUUCACCACCUCAUCGCUGGCGCCUGCCAGCCUCUACACCUGGGAUUUUGGCGACGGAACGCCCCUCGCCCCCGGCCCGAACGCGACACACGCCUACAACGUCUCUGGAGUCUUCAAUGUCACGCUGACGGCUGCGAACCCGGUGAGCAGCAACCACACCUGCGUUGCCGUGGCGGUCCUGGCACCCAUCCGCGGCCUGGUGGUCAACGCUGAUCGGGUCAACGUCCCCAUAAACGCCACAGUCAACUUCAAGGCUCACCUGGAGGAAGGCGAUGGCGUGCGGUUUUCGUGGAACCUGUGUGACGGCUGCACGCCCAGGCUCCAAGAAUGGAAGACUCAUUACACCUUCCGGUCGGUGGGGACGUACAACGUCAUCGUCACGGCAGAGAGCGACGUGGGCUCAGCCCAGGCCAGCGUAUACAUCUACGUUCUGCGGGAGCUGGAGGGGUUGCAGAUCCAGCCUGAGGAGGAGAUGGGGGGCGAGGGGGGGUGCUGCUACGCUACGAACCGUGUGCUCCACCUCCAGGCUGCGCUGAGGGAAGGGACCAACAUGUCCUUCACCUGGAACCUCCUCAGGGAGUUGGCGCCGGUCAGCACUGCGCUCAACCUCAGCGGGAAGACCAUCCCGGUCAACUUCUCCACCCCUGGUCCCUGUGACGUCUUCCUGCGGGCCACCAACCUCCUUGGAACGCUCGCGGUGAACAGAACCAUCCAGUUCCUCGAUCCGGUUGGAGAGCUGUACCUGGAGACCAGCGUCAACCCUGUGGCGGUCAACUCCUCCACUAACCUGACGGUGUUGGCCAGUAAAGGCUCGGACCUGCAGUACCAGUGGUCGGCUGAUGAGGGCGCUCUAGGCUGGAAUGAGCCCUCUGUGAUUCAUCGGUUCACUGUUCCAGGAAUGAAGGUCGUUACUGUGGAAGUGUCAAAUGAGGUCAGCGCCGACACGGUGUCCAAGUUCAUUGACGUCCAGGAAGUGGUAACAGGAGUUACGUUCUCUGCGACUAACGUCACAGAGCAGAACUUUGUGGCCACCGGCGUCAAUGUCUCCCUCCACGGAGAAUUAAGGACCGGCACCAACGUAUCUUGGACCUGGCUGUUGCUGGGCAGAACAGAAAUGGGACGGAGGGUGUCCCACGUUUUCCAGGAACCAGGGCCGUUCACCGUUAUGCUAAACGCUACCAACGACGUUAGCGGCGAGGCGUUUUCCAGAGAGUUGACGGUACAGGAUAAGAUUCAGGGGUUGGAGCUAAGGGCCAGUAAGAGGAUCGCGGCGGUCGGGGAGAGGGUGGAGUUUACCAUCGCCAAGGCAUCAGGGACGAACGUGAGCUUCAUCCUCAGCAUCAGCGGAGACUCGACCGUUUUUGGCCUCAACCAGACCUACGUUCACCAGUUCAGCCGGGUCGACACCUACAUGGUAAACCUGACCGCACACAACCAGGUGAGUUCUGAGCGGCGCCACCUGCAGGUGGAGGUGAUGGAGCCAGUGAGCAUGCUGAGUAUCCUGGACUGCUGUGACGCCGCCAUGCCUGUGGGCGUCAAGAAGACCUUGGUAGCCGAAAUCCUGACAGGAAACCCGGUGACCUUCCUGUGGACCUUUGACCUUAACCACCUCCCCCUUCCCCACAUCGGGAAGGAGGUGACCUACAUCCCCGACCAGGCCGGGUCACUCACCAUCUACCUGAGGGCGUUCAACUUGCUCAACGGCCAGAACAUCACCAAGCACAUCCAGGUGCAGAACGUUCUGACGGAGGCCCGGGUUGAGGCCCGGCCCAGAGACACCUUCAUCAACAAGACGGUGAUGCUGAUGGCGGGCGUCACGCCUCAAUCCACACCCGUUACCUUCCUCUGGGACUUUAGGGACGGCUCCGCGCCCCUGCUCUCCACCACCUCCUCUGUUGAACAUGUGUACGCGUUCCCAGGUCAAUACCUGGUCCAGGUGAACUGUAGUAACUUGGUGAGCUGGGUGGUUGCCAGGGUGGAGGUGACCAUCAGGGUGUUGGAGUGUGAGGAGCCAGAGGUUCACGUAGUCCAGGCUCCUAGGCUAGCCAUCUGGCGCUACCAGCCCACCCUGGUGGAGGCUAGCGUGGACCUGAAGGCUUGCAUCCGCUACGGAGCCCAGUACCUCUGGGAGAUCUUCUCCACCCCGCACUGCAACUACGACCAUUCGGUGGCAGCACCUCUGGCCUCUAAGAUCCCUCUCCCGGGGGAAGUAGACGUGCGACGGCUGCAGCUCUCGCUGCCCAAGAUGGCUCUGCGUUCGGGGAACUACUCGCUGGUGUUCUCCCUGUCCUACCAGGGGGUUCCCCUGAGGAAGGCUGCCUGUCUACAGCUAACCGUCAUGGCCGCCCGCCUGGUUCCUAUCAUAGAGGGAGGGACCUACAGGGUGUGGUCCAAGACCCAGGACCUGCAGCUGAGUGCUGAGCAGAGCUAUGACCCCAACAUGAGCCUGGACAACCAGUCACUACUCCACUACCACUGGGACUGUGUCACCACCUCCAAGGGGCCAUCGUACUGUUCCAGUCUGAACUUUGGUCUGGGGUCCAGUGGUCCUGUCCUGGGUAUCCCUGGCUCUGAGCUCCAGGCAGAUGUAGAGUACACCUUCAGACUGACGGUCCGCAAGGAGGGAAUGGCCCCAGAGUCUACUACACAGACCGUGCUGGUCCAGAGUGGUCGUAUCCCCAUGGUCUAUCUGGAGUGUGUCUCUUGUAAGGCCCAGUCCAUCUUCGAGGUCAGUCAGAACUCCUAUGUCUACCUGGCUGGAACCUGCACCAACUGUCACCACUUCCACCGCGGGCGUUGGACAGCAGUCACCCUUCGUAACGAGACCCUGGUCCUGGACUCCAGCAGCACAACAACCGGACGUGACAGUAUGAACCUGGUUCUCCGCCAGGGCUUCCUGCAAGACGGACACUCCUACGUCUUCACCCUCCACGUAACCGACGGCAACAUGGACCGCGAGGGCGUGGCGUCCAUCACGCUACAGCCCAACAUGCCCCCGGCGGGCGGGGACUGUGACCUGCGAGUGGGGGGAGGAGGAGAGGGGGGACCAAUCAGAACACUGGUGGACAGGGUGUACUUCAACUGUUCAGGUUACAGUGACCUGGGCGUGUCAGAGACCCCUCUCCUGUACAGCCUGUUGGUGACUCGCUGCAGUGACAUGCACUGUGAGGAGUUCUGUGUGUAUAAAGGGACCAGUCCAGAGCACUCUGCCUUCCUGCCCCCCGGGUUCAGAUCAGGUCGAUACAGGGUGUCAGCAUCCAUUACUGUAGAAGACCACCAGGGGGCAGCAAUCACCGCUCUCAACAAGUCUGUGGAGGUGGUUCUUCCAGACAGUCCUCCAGGCUACAGCAGCCUGCCCCACUGGCUCAGUAAGCUGACCUCCACCACACUCAGACAGCUACUGAAACAGGGAGACUCACAGAGGGUCAGAGAGCUGUCCCUGGCCCUGAUCACUGUUCUCAAUGAGUAUGAGCAGACCCGUGAGUCGCCGAUAGUAUCCAGGGCGGAGCGCGGUUACCGGGUCAUCGUGCGUAGUGACAUCACCAGAGCUCUCACGGCCCUCGACCUGACUACAGUUAACGACAUACAGCAGACCUCGGCUGCCCUGGCACAAUGCACGGCGGUGAGUCGUGAGUUUAUCUGUGAGGAAUGUCAGAACAGCACGUUGAAUAAGCUGGAGUUGAUGUUGAACAUCCUGGAGACAGACACCAAGCAGGGAACAGUCACACCUACUGAGAUAGCAGACAACAUCCUCAACAUCAUGGGUGACCUUAUCCACCAGGUAAGCCAGUCGGCCUCCCAGCAGCUCUUGGGGCCCCCCGACCUCCAGCUGGACUCCUCCCUUCCCCAGCCUCACCAGCCCCCCGAGGACCACCCCCUGCGCGUAGCAGCCAAGGCCUAUAAUCUGUCGUCGGCGCUGAUGCGUAUCCUGAUGCACUCCCGCGUCCUUAACGAGGAACCACUAGUGCUGCGGGGGACGGAGAUCGCCGCCACGGGAAAACGGGCCGACCCCCAGUCACUGUUCUGUUACCCCGACGAUGACUCACCGGAGUGCAGACGGUUCUCCAUCCCCAGAGCCUUCAACAACAGUCUGAGCAGAGCAGCUACCAGCGUGGUACAACUCAUGUUCCAGGUGGAGCCCAACCCGUUCCCCUUUAACUUUGUGGCUAACUACACAGUCAGUACCGAGGUGGCCUCCAUGGAGUUCCGGGCAGAGAACGGUUCCCAGAUCCCAAUCUCAGACCUCGACGACAACCAAGCCAUCACCGUUGCCGUGAACAAUGGCAGCGCCACCGACAGCAAUGGGGCAGGGGUGACGGGAGUCCCUUUAGCCAGGGCCAUUAACGUGAGCCGGUGUGACUCUGUCAUCGUACGGGUCAGCGCCGGUAACGCCAACCAGCAGGCCGGACUGUUCAUCCAACUCAACUUCACCACCCUGGACGACGGGGUGUGGUCAGAGGUGAGCGAGGCGGACCCCUCCAUCAUGACCUACCUCCACUCCUCCAACUGGCCCAACGAGUUCAACUUCACAGACAGGAAACGCAUCACACUCAGCAUGACCAGGGGGCGGGACCUGGACCACAGGAAGUACACCUUCUUCCUGUCCCCAGAGUCCCAUGACACGACCCUGGACUACUAUGUCAACGUGACAACGGGCUGUACCACUGACUCCCCCAGCGCGGGGGUGCGUCUGGAGGUGGGUGUGUUUACGUCCCUGUGCCAGUACUUCAGCGAGAGCACCAAGCUGUGGCGUACAGACGGCAUGGUGCCGCUGGCAGAGACUAAUGCCAGCCGGGCCGUCUGCAGCACCCGCCACCUCACAGCCUUCGCUGCCAGUCUCUUCGUUCCACCUGAUGCUGUCACCUUCAUACGGCCUGAGCGGGGGGUUCCCAGUCUCGUGGUGUUGUUGACGUGUGUGGUGGGGUUGCUGUGUUACGCCGUGGCGGCGGCCAUCUUACAUAAACUGGACCAGCUGGACCUGAGGAGGGCGGGGACGGUGCCGCUCUGUGGACACGACGGAACAUUCAAGUACGAGGUGCAGGUCAAGACCGGCUUCAGCCGCGGGGCAGGCACGUCGGCACAUGUAGGCAUCAGUGUGUACGGCUGUGAGGGGCGUAGCGGGCAUCGACACCUGGACAGCCCCGGGGCCUUCGCACGUAACGGACUGGACAUCUUCCACAUCGCCACGGAAACUAGCCUGGGCAGCGUCUGGAAGAUCCGCGUCUGGCACGACAACAAGGGUCUAUCUCCAGCAUGGAAGCUCCAGUACGUCCUGGUGAAGGACCUACAGACAGGGAGCAGUUACUAUUUCCUGGUAGAGGAGUGGCUGUCAGUGGACAACGAGAGGACAGAUGGAGGCGUGGAGAUAGAGGUGGAGGUCUCAGAAGAGGCAGAGCUUCGUCGGUUGCCCCGCCUCCUGAACUGGGAGCUUCAGCGUGCUCUGUGUGAGAGUCACUUGUGGCUGUCGCUAUGGGAACGGCCCGUCCGCAGUCCCUUUACCCGCCUCCAGAGGGCGACAUGCUGCGCCCUGCUGCUACAGCUCUGUCUGCUGGCUAACACCAUGUGGUACAGCACCGUGGCCAAUAGGAGCUACAGCUCUGUAGCAGUGUCCAGUCUGGUGGUGGUGGAUGUGGAGACUGUGGCUGUGGGAGUGGUCAGCUGUCUGGUGAUUUACCCCCUCUACCUGCUGGUCUUCACUCUCUUCAGGAUGAGUCGUAGCAAGUGUGUGUCAGUAGAACAGGUGCCGUCCUCCCAGGUGGACCAGGAGUCAGUGGAGAUAGAUGACUUCCUGGACAACUCCAUGGCAGGAAGCUCCUUCCUCAUCUUUAACGGUGUCCCUGGAGAGACCUAUUCAGAAGAGACCAACGUGGACCUCCCCCCCACGCCCUCCACCAAGAGUGUCCAGAGUUGGGGUGUGGUCCAGGAAGAGGAUGACGACGAGGAGCGUGAUUGGCCAGAGUUGUUGAGUGACAUGUCUGAGGUGGGAGGGGCGGGCCUGGGGGCGGGGCUACCCAAGUUGAAGAGAGGUCAAGGUUCAAGACACCUGGGGGUGGACAUGACCCUUCACCCCGACAAUGACGACCUCACACACCGCAAUAAGUACUUCACAUCCUCAGAUGAAGACCUGAUUAAGCGGAUCCUGGCGGACGGCCAGCUGCAGGUGUCUCAUCUCUGUGACCCCCAACACUUCUUCUCCCAGAGAGCAGACAGCGAGACGGCCGACCUGUCCAGUAUCUUUGGUGAUAAGACAGAGGUGGUCCUCCUUCAGAAGAUGAAUGAACCGCUGUCCCUCGGAGCCGUCAAGAGGGAGCCCCCUAGAACAGCCUUCACCUCACGCACAGUUGUAACAGACGUGUGUAGUCCGAGGCGUUUCCCUCCCUGGUGUGGGCAGGCUGCUCUAUGGGGCAGCUGGUCGGGGCUUGUCCUAGCCAAUGGGCUGUCAGUGUGGGCAGGAAGAGGCUUCAGUGAUGCCGUGGCUCUGAUGUGGCUCAUUUCCUGUAUCGGUAGCUUCCUGUCCUCCUGCUUGCUGCUGGAGCCAAUCAAGGUGUUACUAGAAGGCCUGUACUUUGCCCUGUGGGUGAAGAGGCUCCGUCCAGAGGAGCAGGAUGUCCUGGUGGAGUGUCCUCGUGUUGACAGAGUUGUCCAGCGUGUCCCCAGAGUCAGACCACCCCAAGGCUUCGCUCUGUCCCAGGCCAGACAGCAGGCCCGCAAGGUCCACAUGCUGCACAACAUGCUGAAGAACUUCCUGGUGUUCAACACUGUUACCAGGACACGGGCUGUGUUUGUGGAGUUCUCUCUCUACAACACCAACACAGACCUUUUGGCCUUCUUCUCCUUCCUGUUUGAGUUCCCCGUCUCUGAGCACACUCAGUCCAGCCUCGACCUCUUGACCUUCCGCCUGCAGCCUAUCACAGGCCUCGACCUGCAGCUGCAGCUCACGAUCCUUCUCUUCUCCCUCGUGGUUUAUUUCUGUGUAUGUGCGGUCCUGGGCCUGAUGAGAGAGGGCUGGGUAUACCUCCUGUGCCCGUGGCGGUUGCUGGGCGCGUGCAGCCUGGCGCUGGCAGCGUGUGUGUGUGGCCUCCACAUCAGCCGAUGUGCCGCCGCCGGGCGCCUGUGGGCGUCGUACCUACGGCAACGAGACGGGUACACUGACUUCUACCCGCUGGCACGGCAGAGCCAAGCUUACACCCUGCUGUCUGCCAUGCUCCUGUUCAUACUGGUGUUGAAGGCGUCCCACCAGUUGCGUUUCCUGAGGGAGUGGGCAGUGUUUGGCAGGGCUCUGAGACGCUCUGUCUGGGAACUGAUAGGAACAGGUCUGGUCCUGCUGGUCCUGCUGCUGGCCUACUCACACACAGGACACCUGCUCUUCCACUCCGUGAUGGACGGAUAUGGCAGCGUGAGCUCCGCCUGCCUGUCGUUGCUUGGCGCUGGCGGGCGUGGCCUGUUGUCCUUGCGACCAUCGUCAACAACAACCGGCCCCUCUAGCUCCGCCUCCAGCCUGGUUUUCCACGUGAGCUUCGCCGUGCUGCGGCUGGCGUUGCUAUGGCUGGUGACCUCUGCGUUGUUAAGGAACUAUCGUCGGGCGCGGGCGGAGUUGUACCGCCCGGUGGUGGACCUACAGGACUAUGAGAUGGUGGAGCUGUUUCUACGACGACUGAAGAUGUGGAUGGGCCUCAGCCGCACCAAGGAGUUUCGUCACAAGGUGCGUUUUGAGGGCAUGGAGCCCCCCCCCUCUCGCUCCUCCUCCACCAGUGACUGUCAGUCCCUGUGCCUGCCCCCUCUGGACGGCUCCGAGUCGCCCCCUGGCAGCCUGGACGGGACCUCUGAGGCCUCCUGGAGACCCACCUCUUCCAGCCCCUGUAGCCUGACAGAGGCCCCCGGGAUGGGGCUAAGCCUGGGUCCUGGCGGAUUGGGACCAGGUGCGUUGGCGGGUGGAACAGCCUGGCGAGAAAGGGCGGAGACUGAGGCGACUCUGAAGAGGCUUCUCCCCACACUGGACGCCUUGCUGCAGCAGCUGGACCGGGUCACCGUGGCGACCGAGGAGCUGUACCGUACCGAGUGUGUCCUGGAGCGUGCCCAGAGGAAGGGAGGAGGGCCGAGGGGGGGGAAGGGGAGGAGAGGAGAGGAGGAGAGGGGGAAGAGUAGAGCGGGCCGAGGAGGGAAGGGGAGGAGAGUUUCUCCCCAUAUCAUUUCCCCUGCCUUGACCCCUGCUCCUGCCCCUGUACCCCUCUCUACUCCCGCCCUACCCUCCACCCCUGCCCCCUCCUCCUCCUCCACUCCCGCCACUCGAGAGUGGGACCCCCCUACGGAGAGAGAGACCCUGCCCCCCUCCAGCCUCUUCAACCACCCGGCCCACACCACCACCAUUCCCACACGCAAACGCAAGCCCCCGCCGCUCAAGAACAAGGUGCACCCCAACCCAGACAGGCAUGUGUCCGGACACCCCAAACCCUGA